CCCUUGCGAGCUCGGCUAGCAAACCCAAAAUCCGAAACCGUCUCCUCUUCCUGCAUCCGAGCCCUCGGCGGCGGCGCAACCUCCUCUAUUUCUUGCGGUCGGCGGACGGCGGCGGGGCCAGGGUCACCAGCGGACGAGCAGGUAAUAGAUCCAAUUGCAUAUGGAUGUCGCCACCGUCCCUCCUCUUCAGCUAGGGUUUGUGGGGGAGAUCGAGAAGCAACCAAUCGAGACUGAGGCAGGCGGAUCCAAUCCUGCCCGCGGCAAAAAGCGGCCGCCUUCUCCUCCGGGUUGCGAUGAGGAACCGUCCAGCGACGACGACGAGGAAUCAUCCAGCGACGAUGACAGCGACGAUGACGAUGAAUGGUUGGUUAGCGAUAGCGGCGGCGAGGACUGCGACCAGGACGAGAAUCAAGGAGCUGAUGCACUUGGUAAUUUCCCGAAGGCUGGUUGUAGCUACGAGGAGCAGAAUCAUAUUUUGUUUACAUAUCCAAACAUUAAACUUCUAGGGCCUCCACCAAUUAGACUCUACCCUGCAUUCAAAAAUGGUACGCAUGUAUUUGGAUCAGAUUAUAAUCUUCAUGAUAAAUCUGAAACCAACAUCAUCAGUGUUGGGGAUUGCUCAAUUAAAUGCCGAUGCCGCCCAAUGUCUUUGGUUCAGUUCAUUGAUAUUAAUAUUGCUGGAUAUCAUCAUGCUCGGCCUGGACCUGCUAGGAUCUUUGGUUUCAUUGCAGCACGAGAUGAAAUUGAGCCCUUGCGCAAUUAUGUCUAUAGGCGUCAGAUUAGCAAUUGUGAAUCUGUACCUGUGAAGCGAAACACGGGCGUGGCACGUUUGUCACUGACCAGCCCAGCUCGAGUCAUUUCAAUGGUAGCCCGCGCAUUGAUCGAAUUUGAGCUCUAUGUCCGGACCAAGGACCGACCUGAAGAUGAGCCCAAAGAUGAUUGCCUCAUCGAGGGAUGCACGGAGUUCACCAACUUGAUUUCCUCAGUUUCAUACGUUGAACACCGUCGCCUGUACGGCAACAACUGUGCAUUGGAUGUCAAGUUUGCGGUGUUGAUCAAUGCAGUGGAGGCCCGCAUUGACGUUGAGGUCCUCCGCCUGGGUGACAUUGCCAGUGGUAUCAACCUGAAGGUAUAUGCCAAGACUAGUGGCUUCAGGGAGGUGAUCCGACUCUUUGAAGAUGCUGCUCCGAAGCCGGGUGCUGUGAUGAGCUUUGUUGUUGCGGUGGAGACUCACAACUACCUUGAUCUCUACAUCGAAGGGUCUCCUGGAAACAAUCCUGUCCUUGGGCAAAAGGAGGAGCAAGUGUCGCGCUCUUGGUGGAAGUGCAGCUUUGGCUCUAGUUAUCACUGUAUGGAAGAAGAAGUGGCAGAGCUGGGGAAUUUUGGAGAAGUUUCAGUGAAGGUCAACUGGAAAUCCUAUACAAAGAGGGAAUCCUGAAGAUAGUAGCAGAAAAAAAAAAUUCAUUUGCUAACUUCCCCUGUUGCAGAUUAAGCAUGUUAUUUCCGGAGGCCUGGUGUGCAAAGCUACUUACGUAUCAUUAAGUUUAUAUGGUUCUGCAAGUGUAACGUAAUAGCAAUGCCACAUUCACUCAUUGUAUCUGCACGGAAUUGACUUGCCUUGCAUGAUACAAUACUGUUAGUAGAAUAAGGAUAUGAUUUCCCCUUCUGCGGUCUUCAUCUGCUUACAAAAUACUCGUUUCCGAUCUC
Molecule: messenger RNA, 1707 nt
Organism: Setaria italica (foxtail millet)
Lineage: Eukaryota; Viridiplantae; Streptophyta; Magnoliopsida; Poales; Poaceae
Exons: 4
Coding region: 161-1438 (425 amino acids)
Source: RefSeq, a predicted model, not a curated record